Molecule: messenger RNA, 3474 nt
Organism: Bombyx mandarina (wild silkworm)
Lineage: Eukaryota; Metazoa; Arthropoda; Insecta; Lepidoptera; Bombycidae
Gene: acj6
Product: abnormal chemosensory protein 6
Biological process (GO): regulation of transcription by RNA polymerase II
Molecular function (GO): DNA-binding transcription factor activity, RNA polymerase II-specific; RNA polymerase II cis-regulatory region sequence-specific DNA binding
Source: RefSeq, a predicted model, not a curated record
AACACUGCGGCCGCCGAGGCGCGUCGCGUUUUCAUACCCGAAAGUACGAGACAAGUCGCCAAGAUUUUCGACCGCCAGUACCACUCCCCCUCCAAGGUGUUGAAGUUGGAGGACGACCCUUGGGGGUCAUGUGCCAUGUACUCGCCGGAUAAGAUGAAGUCCGGCGGGGGUCUGAUGGCUCCGCCCGGCUGUUUUCCGGGACGGUACAGCCCCACGUACCGGAGCUCCGACCCGCGCCGGUGCGUGCCUAAUCCAUCGAGUCGGAUAUUGGAGGAUGCGUCGCUGAUGUGCAACUCCUGGUCACCGAGACACAAUGGUGAUAUCUUCGGUGGCCUAAACGACGGUCUUCUUAGCAGAGCGGAGGCUUUAGCUGCAGUGGACAUCGGGAAGCACCAAUCGGGACCACAGCCAGGCCCACCAUUACCGCAGCUGAAGCACGACAUGGUCUACCAUCAUGGGGUCGGGGGACCGCCCCCUCACAACGCGAGGCCGCAUCAGAAGCCUUUCUUUCCUCAGAUGGGUCACCACGGAAUGGAAGGGAUCGACAUGCUGGAUCCGCUGACAUCGUCCUCUAUGACCACAUUGGCGCCGAUGGGCGAAGGCGCACCACCACAUCACCAGCUCCACGGCUAUGGCGCAAUGAACCACGUUAUGAACCAUCACCACCAUCCUGGUGGGCUCGGACACGCACCUCCCGCGCAUUUAGGACACCCCGCUGCUGCUCUACAUCCCGAUACCGACACAGACCCUCGAGAACUCGAAGCCUUCGCUGAACGAUUCAAACAGAGACGGAUCAAGCUCGGCGUCACACAAGCGGACGUCGGCAAAGCGCUUGCGAAUUUGAAACUGCCGGGAGUGGGGGCGCUCUCGCAGAGCACGAUCUGUCGCUUCGAAAGUCUAACGCUCAGUCACAAUAAUAUGAUCGCUCUUAAACCCAUACUGCAGGCGUGGCUCGAGGAAGCGGAAGCGCAGGCCAAGAACAAGAGACGGGACCCGGACGCGCCAAGCGUCCUGCCGGCUGGCGAAAAGAAACGCAAGAGGACAUCCAUAGCGGCACCGGAGAAACGAAGUCUAGAAGCGUACUUCGCAGUCCAGCCGAGGCCUUCCGGCGAGAAGAUAACCGCAAUCGCAGAGAAGCUGGACCUCAAAAAGAACGUCGUGAGGGUUUGGUUCUGUAACCAACGACAGAAACAGAAGCGGAUGAAGUUCGCGGCGCAACACUGACCGGCGGGCGGCAGCGCGGCGCUGCUGUACCCCGGCGCCGGGUACGGGUACUGAGACGCCGGCUGCGACUGCUCUCCUCGACGCUCGAUCCUCCCGACUGCGAGUCGAAGCGCAACUAGUCCUUAGUGUAGAAACUGUUCACCGCGACCCAUACGACGACGCAUACGUUUGUUUGUACUCGUUCUGUAACUUCUCAUAUGUUUUUCGAGACACAGGGUACGUAAUAUCGAUUAUAUACAUAUCAUUACAGAUUGAUAGACGUCGCUUUCUCAUACAUCGUUUAGUUCGUACUCGCCGUGUUUCACGUUUCGGAGCAUUUAAACUAUAUGUGUACAUGAAAAUUGAAAUUCAGGAUUUUUAAGAGAAUGUGCCUUGCAAAUAAUCAAUAUUCUGUGUUUAAUGUUAGAAACUCGGUCGCUGCGAGUCGCAAGAGCCGGACCGGACGGAUUAGGUGUGCCCCCGGUUCUGUUCGACACCUCACAUAUUUCCGACUACAGUGUGCUUAGUGCGAGUUUCUUAACGUUCUCGAUAGUGUAAUAGUUAACCCAAUUUUGUAUGCAGUUGGAACAGCGCCCCUAGCGGCAAACGUACGCAAACGAUCCCAUUCCAUUGAGAUAACUUUUACGCUAUCGAGAACGUUAAAAAACUCGCACUUAGCACACUGGUUGCACUGUGCGUGCCCGCAAUAGUGUCAUGCGGAACAGAGCCACGCUCUUAUUUCUCUUCGUGUUUCGCUAAAUUCUAAUAAAAAUAAAAACGUUUCUGUACGCAUGACACUCGUCCCGAUUGCGCAAUGUUUACAUUGUGUUCGAUGACAUUAUUGUUAGACGUUAUGUUCUGAUAUUAUUCAAUUGAAACUGUACAAAAUAAUCGUAAGUGUAUCUUUUAUGUUUGUUAUGUAUGUAUAUAAAAUUAAAUGUUUUUUUUUUUAAGACCGUUGAAUCUACACACUGUUUAUUUGAAAAUUUUAACAUAACCUACAAAAUGGCACAACUUUAGUCUAAUAAGGUCAUUAGUGACGUUUAGCUAAAAUAGUAUUUUAAAACUCAUUUGUAAAUAUAACACAUUUCGUUUUAAAUUUAGGAUCUAGGUUUAAAAAUACGUAUAGUUACUAAAUCGAAAGGAAUUAGUACAACGCCGAAGGAUUCAUGCUCUUUUUACCGUAUCGAUAACAAGCACGUAUUAUUUAUUAAGACAUAAAAUGCUUGUAGCUUUUAAUUUCGUAGAUUCAUUGAUGCCAAAAAGUUUCUAGAAGAUCAUUGCCAAGUUUAAAAUUGUUUUGAAAUUUAAAUGAAAUAAAUAAGUAUUUUAUUAACUUGGCUGUUUAUUGCAUGAAUCCAUGAAUGUGGUGCACGCCACAGCUUAAGAGAUAACGAAAAUUAAAAAAAAAAAAACGAAAAACAAGAACUUUGCGAAUUUUAUAAAUAAUAUUUUUAAAAGAUAUUUUGUAAAUAUAAAUUUAACGGAAAAAAAAUUAGUUUAAAAACAAGUGCAAUCUAGACAUCGAUAAUUUUAGUAUUAAAUAUUUUACUAACGUUAAGUAACUGUCAAACGAAAUUGAAACGACGGCCAUUUUGUCUAACUGUAAAAUCGAUUACAAUAUUGAUUUGACAAUUUAAAACUAUCAGCAGACACUCAAUAGCGUUACCUACCAAACAAACCUAAGAAUGCUAAUAGAUAAAAAUAUGACUGUAUCUGUUCUUGCAUAAAAAAAGGCUAUCGUAAGCGUUAAGCCUGUAUGUACUUAGAACUUGUUGCUGAGUUUUUGUUAAUAUUAAAAAUGAUUUCUAAGCGGUGUUCUUGUACUAAUGAUUCCUAUCUGAAUUUAGGUGGUUUAGAAACAUAAAGUCCGUGUAGUUAUAUGUUCCGUUUUAAGCACUUUGUCUACAAUUAACACUGUAAAGAAUUCCAGCUUAGAGAGGUUAGAGAAAGAGAAAAAUGAUCUAUUAGGUGACACCACCGUAGCAAAUGGCGUCAAAAAAAAAACGCCAAAAGUCAUUAUAUAUAUUAUUUUUUUAUUGCUUAGUUGGGUGGACGAGCUCACAGCCCACCUGGUAUUAAGUGGUUACUGGAGCCCAUAGACAUCCACAACGUAAAUGCGCCACCCACCUUGAGAUAUAAGUUCUAAGGUCUCAAGUAAGUAACACCUCACCCCGCUUACAAUUUUUGUUAGUCUUAUCAAGAUUGCUCAAUAAAAUUAAUUAAUUGUAAUAAAUAAAUAAAAAUAUUUUUUAAAUUAAAUUCAUAAUU